AGAGGAGGAGAGUAGUCGUGCAAACAUCCUCUUGCUCUGCGCAUGCCUUGGAGAAGUACUGCCCUUCCAUUUUUUCAUCAACCUCAAUUUCCAACGUUGACGUUGUUGGAAAUUCGUGACAACGUUGGAUACCGAGUGUGAAACUGUGACAACAAUUUGAAAACGAGCUCAGGACUGCCUUUGGAAAGAGGACUUUCAUAGGAAAAUAGUGAUACUUUAUGGAAGUGACUUUGUUUACAAAUGGACUUCUCGUGUGCUCCUGACGGGAUAAAGUUCAUACUUAACCAUAAAACGGCUUAAUUAACCAGUUAAGGACGUCUCUAGUCCGUCAUUAACCAGAUGAAUCAUUAACCUAAACGUCCCCGACCUGUGGCGACGCCCUAAGUGACUUUGUCAUAUAAAUUUUUCGAGUCGAGAAAUAUAUCGGAGGGAAAUUUGCAGAUUUUUUUUUAGCAAAUUUCGACCGAAAAAUGGAGGAACUCUACUGUUCGGAGGCGCCGGCCACGUGCCAAGAAGGACCCAUCGCAGAGGCGGAUCCUACGCUGCUGGACGACCACAGAGUCCUGGACAAUCUGCUGCACUUGCAACCGUGCAGCAUUCCUCCGCAGGACUAUUUCGUGCACAUCCAGAAUGACAUCCAGCCCUACAUGCGGAAGGUGGUGGCCAAGUGGAUGAUGGAGGUCUGCGAGGAACAGGCUUGCGAAGAUCAGGUGUUCCCCGUGGCAAUCAACUUCCUGGACCGCUUCCUGUGUACCUGCGUCGUGCAGAAGACCCAGCUGCAGCUCCUGGGGGCCGUCUGCCUCCUGCUGGCGUCGAAGCUUCGGCAGUGUCGACCCCUCUCGGUCGAGCUCAUGUCCUACUACACCGAUUACUCCGUCAGCGCUGAGGAGAUCAAGCGGUGGGAGUUACUCCUGGUGUCGAAAUUGGCCUGGGACUUGUCUCCGGUGACGGCGGGAGAUUUCAUGGACCACCUCCUCAGGCGGCUCCCCUCCAGAAUAGGCAGGGAGCCUACUGUCAAGAGGCACGCCACAGUCUUCGUCGCCCUGGCCGCCACCGAACCGGAGUUCGUCCGCGUGGAACCCUCGGCCGUGGCUGUGGCCUCUAUUGCAGCAGCUGUUCGCGGGCUGCACGUGUCGGAAUGGCCAGCUGUCCUCGCCAAGCUAGCAGCUUCAGUCAACCUAGACCCCGAGGGCCUCCUCCCUGUGGUGCAGCAGAUCGAUCUCGUGGUCGAGAAAGAGAUGGCCAUUUUGCCCACAAGUGGCCAGCAACAGUUGCAGCAGCAACAGCAACAGCAGCAGCCUUCCACGCCCACGAAUAAACAGCAGUCCACCUCCAUGGAUUUCUUCGACGGGAAUGAGACGCCCACUGAUAUCGGGGACAUCCACUUUUAAGGGAUGAGGGUUCUUCUUCUCAAAGCACGUCUGUUUUGUAAACAAAAGCGGCGGCUGCUGCUUUUUCUUCUUCUUCCUCACCACUUCCAGUAGUAGAAGAUGGUCGCGUUCGUAGUAACCGUGUUGAAGAACUCCUUCGAUUAACCGACUCCUUCCUCGCAAAGGGAAGAAGUCUCGUAGCUCUAUUUUUUUUUAUAGCACAAACACAAAAGAAGCGCGUCGUCCUCAGGGGAAUAAUAAGGAAAAUAAAUGCAAGCCAGCUGGUCUCAAUAGUAAGCCUCUUCAUAUUCAUCGCCACUCUUCAUCUCUAUUAUCAUCAUCACCGAUAUUGUUCACGUCUCUUAAAGCCUGCAGAUGCUACAUAUAUUUUGGAUACUGGAAUGAGCUCAGCUUGCAGAUCUUGGAUUCUGGAAUGACGUCA
Molecule: messenger RNA, 1812 nt
Organism: Macrobrachium nipponense
Lineage: Eukaryota; Metazoa; Arthropoda; Malacostraca; Decapoda; Palaemonidae
Product: G1/S-specific cyclin-D2-like
Exons: 4
Coding region: 471-1391 (306 amino acids)
Biological process (GO): mitotic cell cycle phase transition; regulation of cyclin-dependent protein serine/threonine kinase activity
Cellular component (GO): cyclin-dependent protein kinase holoenzyme complex; nucleus; cytoplasm
Molecular function (GO): cyclin-dependent protein serine/threonine kinase regulator activity
Source: RefSeq, a predicted model, not a curated record